This is a messenger RNA of Botrytis fragariae, 765 nucleotides long. RefSeq lists its product as uncharacterized. Bases 1 to 765 code for a protein of 254 amino acids. Lineage: Eukaryota; Fungi; Ascomycota; Leotiomycetes; Helotiales; Sclerotiniaceae. The record is from RefSeq and is a predicted model, not a curated record. The transcript has a single exon.
AUGUCAACACAAUAUGAUGCGAUUGGUGCCAAUUAUGACCUUUUUUGCGAUCUUUCAAUUCAGCAGAUAAUUCAUGCAGCUAUGAUGGAUCAUCUUGGCCUCAUUGUUCAAUCCAAACGAAUCCUUGAACUUGCGUGUAGAACAGGCUUCUAUACUUCUGAAAUGUUGCAUAUGGGCGCUUCUCAUGUGACUGCGGUUGAUAUCUCGUCCGCCAUGGUCCCUGCUGCUCAAAUCAAGAUUCCAGUCGAGAUGAAAGAUCAUGUUACUUUCUGCACUGCAGAUUGUGCUCAAUCAUCCAUGUGGAAUGAAGUCCACCUUCGUGGUCAAGAAGGAACUUUUGAUAUGGUUGUCGCGGCUUGGUUUUUGAAUCAUGCAGAAACACGAGAGGAGAUACGGAGAAUGUUUGAGAAUAAAUAUUUGGCCCUGAAGCCUGGAGGAGUUUUGAUCGCAUUGACUGUUAACGCUCCAAUUAUCGACAGUCUUCAACCAAAUGACCCACUCAGCCCUAGAGAGACACAUCUUGGUUCGGUCUAUGAUGUUAUUGGGAUCGAUGAGGGCGGGUACAAGAUGCCUCUUUCUAGUGUGGGAAUGGGUGAGAACGACAUUAAGUUCGAAUUUUAUUUCUUGCAAGAGGAGGUUCAUAGUCAGGCAGCAGCUGAAGCAGGCAUGGGUCAGCUCGAAUGGAACGUGGUAUUCCUAGGCGAAGAGCAUCUUCAAAUGCAGGUAAGCAGAGCUUUGUCUUUUAUCCGGGCUCGGAACUGCUAA